AUGUUUAAAAACCUUAGAACUGCACUAGAAACCCCAGAGAAAUCUGACAAAAAUUUGAAACUGUCGCCACCACCACAACGCGAACAAGCAUCCCUUGAAAGGUUGGACAGCAACAUCAUGGAAACUCCUCUCAUUGGAAUAAAACUACCUAGGACUCUAAAACAUUGGAGGGAAGCAAAUACAUACUUCCAACUCCACAGAACGUCCUUACCAAAUGUAUCCGACAUCAACAAUUUCACCACAUCAUUCCAAUCACUGAUCUACAAUUAUUUUGCAUCCAACUACGGCACGAUAAAGCCACAAGAUUUAUCGACAAUACAAUACCCCAAUAAAACAGUCAAAAACAUGAAGAAGAACCUAAAACAGUUAAAAUUACUUGGCCGCAACGACCACAGUUUUGACAUGAAAAUCAGCACAUUAAGCAAACAAAUAGGAACAAAACUGUUAUUAAUAAAAAAUACAAAAACUGAGAAACAUGUUGACAUAACAAAACAACUGAAAGUCAAAUUCUGGUCAACAUGCACAAAAUUGUUCAACCCAUCAAACAGCUUAACCCCACCAUUCAGCAUUGACGACUACAAAAAAUAUUUUUACAACAUACUCCACGACCAAUUUCACAACAAGUUUUGCCUUCCGAAAUGGGUUCCAACAUUGCAACAACCAACAAUUCCAUGCAACAUCGACCCCCCAACAUACCACCACGAAAUAGCAACAGCCAUUAGAAAAUGCAAACUUAGAGCAUCCCCCUGUCCGCUCGAUCAAAUCUCAAUAAUUGUCUUCAAAAAAUGUCCUAUGCUGCCCACAAUCUUUCACCAAUUAAUAAUCAAAUGCUGGAGGGAGAAAUUGAAAAGUUUUAAGAUCCUUGGACGCAACAACAAUUUGUUUAACAACGACAUAAUUGCGGUCAGCAAAGUGAUUAGGUCCAAGCUUCAUCACUCGAGGCGUCUAGAUAAAUCGGCCGAUCAAUCCGAAGUUUCAACUCAACUAUGGAAGAACUUUUGGAAAGCAUGCAAAAAAUUUUCUCGCCCACCACAACAACACCUCCAUCAUUCGAUGUUGAAAAAGGGAGCAAUUAUUUCUACAGAGCAAUGA
Messenger RNA from Helobdella robusta, 1092 nucleotides. RefSeq lists its product as hypothetical. The coding region runs from base 1 to 1092 and encodes 363 amino acids. The transcript has 2 exons. The record is from RefSeq and is a predicted model, not a curated record. Lineage: Eukaryota; Metazoa; Annelida; Clitellata; Rhynchobdellida; Glossiphoniidae.